AUGUUCGCUACCACUGCUGGAUCAAAGAUGCUCUACACCAGUGCCGCUGCCUGGGCAACCUGCACUGGCUUCGCCGCCUUCUGGAUCGCUCUCAGGAUGCCGAUUCAGCAUGACAAGGCUGGACCUUACAACUAUAACAGACUUGUAAGGCGAGGUGCUCGCUUCACUGAGCGUGUCCCAUGGAGACGUCUGCCCAAGAUGGUCUAA
This is a messenger RNA of Fulvia fulva, 207 nucleotides long. RefSeq lists its product as uncharacterized. Lineage: Eukaryota; Fungi; Ascomycota; Dothideomycetes; Mycosphaerellales; Mycosphaerellaceae. The record is from RefSeq and is a predicted model, not a curated record. Bases 1 to 207 code for a protein of 68 amino acids. The transcript has a single exon.